GAUCGUCCUGUGCUUGUGAUUUGGGAGCCUGCUAGGGGUUUUCUUGGCUGGAAAUGAUCAAGACAUGGAGGUUCCAGGCGAUGUGCAGUCUGAGAGAUCACACUAUCUAAUCCAAGAUCCAGAAUCUGGGAGAUUGUACAAGAGAGGGAAGCUCCUGGGAAAGGGGGCUUUUGGCAGGUGCUACAAAUGUACAGAUGUGUCCAGCAGCCAAGUUUUUGCAGUGAAGAUGAUCUCUCACACCAGAAAAACCAUGAUACAGCAAAGAGGAGGGGUUGAAAAAGAAAUUGAACUCCACAGCCAACUGAAGCAUAGAAAUAUUGUGAGAUUUUACCAUCAUUUUCAAGACCAGAAGUAUAAGUACUUGGUGAUGGAGUACUGCAGAAACAAGUCAGUUGCUCACAUCUUAAGGGUUCGGAAACUGCUGACAGAGCCUGAGGUGCGAUACUAUAUGAAGCAGAUUUUACAAGGGGUUCAGUUCUUGCACCAGCAAGGGAUUAUCCACCGGGAUCUGAAGCUGAGUAAUUUUUUCAUUGCCAAGAACAUGGUUGUGAAAAUUGGGGACCUGGGAUUGGCAACUUCUGUGGAGCAGUGUGAAAAAGUCCCAGGCGUCAUAUGUGGUACCCCAAACUACCUAGCUCCAGAGGUGCUGGCCAAGGAUGGUCACUCUUUUAAAUCAGACAUCUGGGCUCUUGGAUGCAUAAUGUACACAAUGCUUACCGGAUACUCCCCUUUCAGAGCUCGCUCACAAAAGGAGAUGUAUUACUUCAUUCGUGAAGGCUUCUUCCCCAUGCCGUCUUACAUGUCCCUCUAUGCCAGGAGACUGAUCAUCUCUGUACUUGCAAGCUGUCCUAGUAGUAGGCCUUGUAUAGAGGACAUCCUAACACAUGAAUUCUUCACCCAGGGAUUUACACCUGGGAAACUAUCCUCGGCUACAUGCCACACCGCUCCCACGUUCUCCUUUUCCCUCAACCUUACCCGAUUCUUUAGAAAAGCAGCCAAAGUACUGUACAGAGGUGUCUUCCAUAAGUCCAUCUGCUCAGACUUUGCUGAAGCUGAGGGGCACAAGGACUCCAUGGUCAUGCCUACAGAGAGCUUAGUAUCACUGAGUACAGAUAACAUGUAUCAGGAUGAAAAAGGAGAAGAAACAGUAAGAGCAUGUGAUGAAUCUCUGAACAUUCUAAUGAAAGGAAGAAUGAGCCACAGGAGCAGGUCGGCCUCCCAGAAACAGAGGGAGGUUUCAGGCAGGAGAGUGGUUGAGGACUCCAUAUUAAUAUUAGAGGACUGUCUUGAGAACAUUGUGCCAGGUGAAUUGAAUUCCAAGGUUCAGGUCACUUGUCCCAUACUGUGGGUAACCAAGUGGGUGGAUUAUUCUAAUAAAUAUGGAUUUGGUUACCAGCUAUCAGACAAUUGUACAGGAGUCCUGCUGUGCGAUGGAACUCACACAAUUCUCUCCCCACAUUUACAAAAAGUGUGUUACUCAACAAGCUCACAAGAGCACAUUACAUUCCCAGAAUGGAGCCCACCAUGCAAGCUUGAUCUAAAAAUGAGGAUACUAAGGUUUUUUUCCCACUACAUGAAAGAAAAUAUUUUAGAGGGUGGAGAUCUCCGAGCAAUACCCAGCCACUAUGUCAGGACCUUGUGCUUGCUACACUUUUUAAAGACAGACCAGGCUCUGCUAAUGCUGUUCAGCAAUGGAACUUUACAGGUGAAUUUUUACCAUGAUCGCACGAAGAUAAUUCUAAGCAAAGGACAGCAGGAAUAUCUUCUGAGCUUCAUCGACCAAGAGAGGCAGAGCUGCACCUUGCCUUUGUCAGUACUGCAGAACAGUUGUCCUUCAUUUAUAAUCCAGCGCCUGGAAUAUGCUCUCAUGAUGCUGCAAAGCCUGUGAGAGCAUAUUCCAGGAUUGGUCGGGCCUCUGUAUAGAAGGCUGGGAUUUGAAACACACUUUUUUAGCAUCUCAAUUGCACAUUUCAGUUACAAUGGUGUGAUAACUAUUGAACAUACAUCGGGAUGGCAUAUUGUAACUUGUGGGUAGUUGCAAGUGAAGUUUAUCAGUGGUACAGGUUGUUGUCCGUGUGUACAUGACCGGUUAGUAGGAGUAUCAGUCAAGUUGGUAUCAGAUGGCUGGAAGAGUCCAGUCAAUAUUGUGCUAUCCGAGUCAGUAAAAAGUAUGGUUGUUGCAACAAAUAGGUAGAAUGUAACAAGUAAGUCGUACAGUCAAAUGAAGGGAGUUCUUCAACUGUAGGAAAGAAAAAUGAAGGCCAGUUGUAGGCUUAAAAUAAACCAGUCACAGUUGUACAAGGGAUAUGUAUUCAAUCGUGUCUCUUGUAGGCUCAGAUGCACAUCAAGAGGAUCUGUGCAAGAACAGCAUAUAGGCUCCUGGUCCCUUGCCAAGAGUAAGCUCCUCUCUGAUGAUCACACUGUGUUCUGCAAGUUGCCGCGCGCAUGCGCAGUGUACUCGCACACAUGGCAGCUGCUCUCGGCCUAGCUCAGGAAGUAGGGGGAGCAGCCGCGAUGUCUGCAAGUACACUGUACAUGUGCGCGGUGACACGCAGAUCGCUGUGUGUCUGCUUGUAGCGGUGGAUUGCCUCUACGAGCAGGCAUGCACACUGUAGGGUCUGUCAUCAGCGGAUCCACAGCGUAAAAUACGCUGCGUAUCCGUUCUGUGUGACCCUACCUUAAAACAAUAUUUCUUUAAUUUAUAAUGAUAGAGUACUGAGAUAUUUCAAAGCAUGUUGGGGUUGAUCCACAAAACAUUUACUAUUUUGAAUGUCAGCUCCAUCCUCAAAAUAUCUGAGAUCUGUGCCCAGCCAUUGGGUGGUCUGUAAAAAUACAUCAUGUAUAAUAUACCAAUAAGGCUUUGUACAUUAAUUGUAUUUGUACAUAGAAGCAUAUAACCCAAUCUUUUAUUGAAAAGAAUCUGUACUAAUUGGCUAUUUACUUCCUACACAGCUGUCCAAUGUCUCUUCUGUCACAAAUGCUACAUAAAUACAAAAAGGCUUGUAUAUGUAAAACUGUUUAUUCUGAACCUGACCUUUGCAAAACAGGGGUGACCUGGAUAUGGCGCAGAUGCUAAGAUGUCACUAUGUCCGUGGAGCACACUAUACCCCCUCCCUAAACCUGCGAGUUGGAUCUAUUUCAGCCUUCUGACCUGCAGUCUGGGCAUUCAUCCAAAAUAAUGAUGUACGUUCUGCCUAUAUUUACAGACUACUGAUGUAAGGAGGAAGGCCAUGCAACAUCAAUAUACUUACCAAUGGAAAUUAAAGACAAUAGGGGAGAUUUCUUGAAAACUCUGCAGAGGAAAAGCUGACCAGUUAUCCAUAGCAACCAAUCGGACAGCUUCUUCUAUUUAAAAAGGCUUAUUAAAAAUAAAAGAAGCAAUAUAGCUGACUGCUAUGGCCAAAUGGUCUCCCCCAAUAUGUUCAUUUAGACCCCAGUACAUUUAUUUUCUCUUACAAGAAGUGAUUUUAAAAAUAGUUCUGCUUCAAAAUGUACAAAUGGCCUAGUCUCUGGCCUCCAGCAGCUGUUCUGCCCACACACCAAUGUGAGGAAGCUAAUAGAAUAAACAUGGACAUUUACAUAAUUAAUACAUCAGUAAUAGAUUUGCAUGGGUAUCAGAACUUUUAGAUUUAUUAUCCUGUUCUAUUUCCAGACAGAUGAAGUUUUAUUACAGUUUUAGAGAUCUCAUAAGUCUCAGAUUAGUUUUGCCUGCAAAACUGUCCUCAGCAUUGUUGAAAAGCAGCUGCCAAGGACCAUUGGCUACUCCAAGAAUGUGACAUGUCUUGUCAAAGAUUAGUCAUCUGCUACCCAAUCUUACCAGAUCAGAGUAAGAUCCCUAUCUAAAACAUGCUAGUAUAUACACAAGUUCUAGGAAUUUAGUUCUGCCUUAUUCAUCUCAAAAUAACCACUGUGUUACUAGAAUGACAUGUGACUGAGCUGAUUUCUUUAUAUAAACUCAAGUAGGGAGCCAGGCGACUGUUCAGUGCUAUAAACAUCAUCCCAUCUAUAAAGGCUCUUACAGGUCACAAAUACUGCUACCUCUGCAAACUGCAAGGUCCUAACCUUGAAUUAUAGUUAUUAGGACAGAAAAACAAUAUAAUUCUGUUCAAAUUGCAAACAUUAAAAGGGGUACUCUGGUCUUGAACAUUUUUUUUCCCUAGGCUUCCGGCACAAAAUAAAAACCAGGACUUACCUGCUGCAGUUGCCUGGAUGCUCUGGUAUUGCUGACAGCCUGGGGAUGAUGUUUAAAAACAACCCUUCAUUAUAUACUGCUAAUAAAGUGCUAUGAAAUUUAAGAAAACAAGCCCCAAACGAUGUCUGAAAUGUAAUAAAAAAAGAAAACCCAAGAGGGUUCAUGGGACAUUUGUGCACCAUGUGUUUGGUAUAAAUACUUUUUAUGGUCAGGUAGUUCCAUAAACAAUAAAACAGAUUGGGUUUUGUUAAGUCAUACUUUAAAGAGCACCUUUCACCAAACAAACUUUUCUAAACUAACUCUAUGUUCCCUAACUACUCCUACAAAUAAAAGUUUGCAGAGCUUUAAAAAGCUGUGUACAUUAUCAUUCUUCUUGCUCACAUUUUGCAAUCUCCCAGCAGCAAGAAAGUGGGUGUUUCCCAGCAGGCAUGACAUCUCUGAAGCCUGCUGGGGGACCACUUCCGCCCUCACAUGGUUGCAGCGCUGUGAUAAGAAGACCUCAAGCUCUGUGCAGAAGCUUUUAGUCUGUGUAUCUUUCAGUGAGGCUCUUUGCAGCUGUCAAUCAAGCACAGUGCAGAGAAACACUUCCCGAGUUUGGUCUCCUGCCAUUUCAACCAGGAGACCAAAAUCUAAGAUUCUGACGAGAAGGAAUGUGUUCUGGCCAAGAUGGGAAACCAUUAUUUUUUUUUAUGGAAGCCAAGUUAUUUAUUUGGCAUAAGGAAUCAAAUAUAAAAAAUCAUGUUUAAUGAUAUGGCCCAUUAGGCAUUUACUCAGUCACAUAUAUGUAGACCCAAACUCGUCUUAUGUCACUGAGGCAUAGUUACACAUAUCGCUCAUCCACCAUUUUACCAGUUGCUUGCUUACAUAUCCCUCCCACCCAAAGCCAAGGGCUUGGCACCUACCCUGGGCAAACAGUGGACUCUUGACAGGACAUAAGCAUUUAUAUAACACUUACCUGAUCUAUGUUCUACCACAAAAUCCUGUAAUGCCAGGAACCAUUGUGUUAUCCUACCAUUAUUGACUUUAUUUUAAAUAAUGAAUUUUAAUUUUGCAUGGUCUGAGACAAGCCUGAAGUUUAUACCAAGCAGACAAUACCUGAGAGAAUAUAGUGCCCACCAGACACACACUCUCUCUUUCUACAGCUGAAUAGUUUUUCUCACGAGUUGAGUCUUCUGCUAAGGUACAUGACCAGAUGCUCUUGACCUGCGCUCAGCUCCUGAGUGUGCAUAAUUGAAGGGGAGUGGGACAAGGGCAUAUAGGUACACCCUUUCUACUCAAGAGGUUAAAGGGGUACUCCAGUUUUGUAAAAUGUAUCCCCUAUCAAAAGGAUAAGUGUCUGAUUGUGGGGGCGUAUGACCGAUGGGACCCACCGCGAUCUCCUGCAUGGUGCUUCGGCUCUCCCCAUGCACAGAGCGGUGGUCAACACGCGCCGUCCAUGUAUGUCUAUGGGAGAGACGUACUAGCAACCCCCUUAUAUCACCCCAUUCUAAAAAAAAAAAACUACACACCUGAAAGUAUUCACAACUGGAUAUAUAAACUUUGUUAACCCUUUAGGAGGUCCACAGGAAUUAAGGCAAACUUAAAAAAAAAAAAUAUAAUAAUUUCUGCAACAAAGCAGGUAUUAACAGCAAAAUUCUACUGAAUAUUUAUGACCCCAUCUGCAGUUUUUAGACAGAUUCCAUGUGUGACCUCAGUGUGCUGCUUGACUCGCUCACAGGCCUUAAAAUAAAAAUAUAAAUAAAUCACCUAGUGGAGCUGUAUGAAACUCUAUUGUUCUUAUUGGUAUUAUUAUGGGGUACAUAUGACUUUCUGAUCAGUCUUUUUUUUUUUCUUUUUUUUUUUUACUUCUGGCAUUUACCAUAAAGGAUCUUUAAAGGAUGUUAUCUUUAUUCUGUGGUUUAGUACGCUUAUGGCAAUGCCCAAUUACAAAUACAGAUAUUUUAGUUUUUCUUCCUUUUCAUAAUAAAAUCACUUUUAAAAAACAAAAAAAAGAACUGUGAGUUGCCAUAGCCUGACAGCUGUAAUAGUCUUAUUUUUCAACCGACAGUUGUGUGAGGGCUUAUUUUUUGUGGGGUGAGCUGUACUUUUUAUUUGUAGCAUUUCUGUGAAACUUGUUACCUUUUAAACAUUUUAAUCAGUUUUUUUUUAUUUGGAGGCAAGGUGACCAAAAUCAUGCAGGAUAAAUAACACCUUAAUAGUCCUUAUGCAUGCAGUGAUAACUAUCAUGUAUGUUUU
Molecule: messenger RNA, 6427 nt
Organism: Hyla sarda
Lineage: Eukaryota; Metazoa; Chordata; Amphibia; Anura; Hylidae
Gene: PLK5
Product: polo like kinase 5 (inactive)
Exons: 15
Coding region: 65-1888 (607 amino acids)
Biological process (GO): regulation of cytokinesis; mitotic cell cycle; protein phosphorylation
Cellular component (GO): cytoplasm; nucleus; centrosome
Molecular function (GO): ATP binding; protein binding; protein serine/threonine kinase activity
Source: RefSeq, a predicted model, not a curated record